Molecule: messenger RNA, 1023 nt
Organism: Humulus lupulus (European hop)
Lineage: Eukaryota; Viridiplantae; Streptophyta; Magnoliopsida; Rosales; Cannabaceae
Exons: 1
Coding region: 1-1023 (340 amino acids)
Source: RefSeq, a predicted model, not a curated record
AUGAAGGAAAACAGGUUUGCUCGUGACCCCCAUCUUACUUAUCAGGAACCUUUGAUUAAGAAUGGCAUUAAGAUUGCCCAAGUCGACCCUGAGGAGGUGAAGUUCCAAGCUGCGAAUUGGAGCUCUGCUGUAAUAUGUAUGGUGCUGGGUACGAACCCUCCAAUGGCGGUGUUUAAGGGUUAUAUUAAGCGUAUUUGGGGCCAUCUUGGGAUUGCGCAGAUAGCUCAUAUGACCAUGGGUUUAACAAUGGUGAAAUUUAAUGAUGAAGCGACUAGAGAUCUGGUUUUAGAGAAUGGUGUUCUUCAAUUUGAUAGAAAGUCAGUUAUAGUCAGACUGUGGUCCUCAGAUCUAGAUGCGGUUAAGUUAGUCCUUUCUGUACCAUUAUGGAUUCGACUUCAUGAUCUAGGUCUUCAAUACUGGGGGAACAAAUGUCUAAGUGCAUUGGUUAGUACUAUUGGGAAACCUAUAAUGGUGGAUCAGUAUACUAGGGAUCGCACUAGGAUUCAAUUUGCUCGGAUUCUGGUUGAGAUGGAUACAACGGAUGCACCACCGAGAGUGAUUCAAUUUCUAAAUGAAAAAGGCCAGUUGGUGGAGCAGGGGAUAGAUUAUGAGUGGUUACUAGUGAAAUGUAAAACAUGUAUGGGUUAUGGCCACAUUAUGGCAGACUGUAGGAAAGGGGAAGUUGAGAAGAGAAAGAGGAAUACAAAGAGGAAUGACCCUGUGACUAAACCAGAGGAACACUCUAACAAUCCUCCCAUUUCGAGUCCUGGUUCUUCGAAGAUACAACCAUCUGGUUCAGGAAAAAAAGAUGAUCAAGCACUGAGUAAUACUGACUGGAAAACACCUAGGAAAACUACUGGUUUAAGAAUGAAGGAACAUGUUACGGUUUCUACAUCAGAUCAUGACCAAGAGGCUGGGCAGAGAUUAGUGAAUGUAUUAUGUGUUCUGCAGGACAAGGAUGGUAAUGAGGAAGAGGAGGUAGACUGUAGAGAAAUAAAGGGUCUUGAUUUGUCUACUACUUAG